AUGCUGUGGGUCUUUCCCCCAGUCUUUCUCCUCCAUCUCACAAAAUUUCAGGAUACAUCGCAGAAGGUUGGCACCAUUUUCGACUACUGCAAGGGAAAGAUUCGAUGGGGCUAUGAAGUUGACGACACCUCGAAAUCGAUCAAAGGUGUCAAGCUCCUACUGGAUGAAAAGCAAACCUACAAUCAUGGCCCCUCGAAGAAAGCUGAGAGCGUUCUCCAGAACAAGAAAAAGUCUACAAUCAGUGCUUCUGGUAAGUAUGUGGGAAUGCUGGUAGCUCACGUGAAAAACAUCUUGAAACGACGAUUUGGGACUGCUCUGCAAACAAUGGACCUUCAGUUCGUCAUGACGGUCCCUGCCGUAUGGUCCGACAAGGCAAAGGAUGCCACCAUGCAGGCAGCAAUCCUGGCGGGCAUUCCCAGCGCGGCCUUGUUCCUAGUUUCUGAUCCCGAGGCAGCGGCGGUCUAUGCAAUCCAGACUAUUCAGCCGAAUACCAUGACUGAGGGCGAUUGCGUGAUAGUGUGUGACGCUGGGGGAGGCACUGUGGACUACAUCGAACCAAAUUAUCAAGGACCUAUGGACUGUGAGGAUUUCGGGGAUAUGGACUAUUGCAUUCCAAUUCCUGGGAUUGACGACAUUCCAACAAUCAACCUGAAGGGAGGAAUCCUCCAUAUGGAAAGCAAUGAUGUGGAGGCCAUAUUCCACCCUGUCAUGAAAAAGUUCGCAGACCCAAACACAGCACAAUUUGGCGUUUACUAUGGUCAGGCAAUUAUCCUUGUUGGAGGUCUUGGUGCAUCUGAGUAUCUUUGCAAAACAUUGCAGAAGGAGUCUCCGGGUGUCCAAGUUAUGCAGCCGAAGAACGCGCUGACAAGAGACACAUCUCUCGAACAGCUGGUCUGCAGUGGUGCGGUAGGUUUUCCCUGUCAUCCCGAGAAAAAGGCAAUGGCUAAGAAUAGCAGCGGGGCUGUAUGUCGAGGCCUGGAGGGUAAUCAGGUUGACAAUAGGAUGACCAGAUGCCAUUACGGUAUCAAAUGUACCGAAACCUACAGCCCGGAAGGUCAAAAGUCAGGCCGGAAGCCUUUGUGGUGUGAAUUGGAGCAGGUUUGGAAUUUCCAUGACGGAAUGAAUUGGUUUAUCAAUAAGACCAUUCAGACUCCAUUUCGUGAUACUGACAGCGGAUGUACCUCCUACCUAGCUGUGUCCAAAUUAUGUGUUCCAGAGACCGAUCUCAGCAAGAUAACAAAGGAACUAUUCCAGAGGUAUCAAAAUUCAAAGGGCGAGGAGUAUUACAAGGUCUCCUACCAACUGGUCUUGACUCCUGUCAGCGUCGUUGCUGUUUGA
Molecule: messenger RNA, 1338 nt
Organism: Penicillium subrubescens
Lineage: Eukaryota; Fungi; Ascomycota; Eurotiomycetes; Eurotiales; Aspergillaceae
Exons: 8
Coding region: 1-1338 (445 amino acids)
Molecular function (GO): ATP binding; ATP-dependent protein folding chaperone
Source: RefSeq, a predicted model, not a curated record